GUUGAAUAACUUUUCGAAUUUGUGUAAAAUACAGCGAAAAGUGAAACCCGCGCAAACACGUAACGGACAUCUCACGCGUUAACAACGAGGAAGGAAACAAUCUCGAAUAUGUGUUCUAAUCUUCUGGCGCCUUGUCCUGUACUCCAAUUAAAAAAGCCCCGGUUAUUACUUCCAGCUUUCUCUCCCGCGGGGAUACACACAAAAUUCCGACGGACACGCGCAUUCUUCCUGAGCUCUCCCAUAGAUAUAUACUACGAACGAAAUCGAGCGGAAAAAGGGAGGAGCGCGUGCUUUCUUCGUUUAAUUGUCAUUCAAGCGGCGCGACCGCGCGCACGUAGGUCCAUUCAUUUCGCUCUCGCGCAUACAGUCAACUCUUGUCUCGGACUCCAGAUCUCGGACUCUCCGAAUAAAUCUACAUCGUCAGCGCGAAGGAUCGGCAUUUUCCUUUCCUUUGUUUUCCCGCGAGCGCGAAAGCAGCUUUUUCACUUUUGCUUUUUACCAUAUAUACCCGCACGCAGCGUCGCGGCCUGCCGGACAAGUCUAUGUAAAUAGGUAUACUCGCUGCGCACCUGCUCGUGCAUUCGAAGUUAUAUACAUUGCGCGGAAUCUCGCGGGUGAAAAUUCCAUUUGAAUUUCAAAGCCCGCUGCUACACACGGACGCGGCUCUCAUAUCUUUGAAAACGCCGGGGGCCGCGAAUCGCAAAUGAGCCGUUAUAUUAGGAUUCCGUCGAUCCGCGCGCGGGAGAUUAGAAAAUCAGAGUAUACGACGUUAGGGGACCGAUCGUGCGGUGAAUUUGUGGGCUGUAAUGCGAGAGCGAUUUUAGAGAAGAAGAAAAAAGCGGAGUGCACAGCUACCGUUUCUCUUUUUCGCCGAUGCGAGAAAUUGUUUUCUCACCCGCGUGCGCGCGCCGAGUUUUUCGUUUUUUUGUUUACCUCGUGUAUGCAUCUACAUAUAUUUACACGCCGUAUGUAUACGUAUAUAUAGAUACAGCUAUGAGUAGGAGGCGCGUGCGCGAGUUAAGUAGCGCGUGGCUAACGAAUUAAUUUAAUAAAAUGUUCACACUGUCAACAUUGCCAAGCACGUAUUCAGUCAUUCAUUUCCUCGCUUUCCCACAUGCGAAUCGCCUCCAUCACCCUGAAUAACUUAUCAUCCUUGCACGAGCCAACUUAUCUCGUCUCGCUCUUCCGAGCGUCGAAAAGCGCAGUUUCUAUAAUAUAAUCCGCCACACGUAGACACACACACGCGGUGCUUGGAGUCAAAUGCUCGCGGAGUAUCCGCUUGAACGGAUCGACGCUAGAAAUCUCGAUUCAUCUCGCACGCGCAGUUUCACUCGCGUUUUACCACCAAGUGUAAAAAUGGAAAGUCGUCUACUAGUAGACUGUAUGUAUAGAUCUCCUUUCGCCGGUACGCGCGCGAGUCCGCAAUGCGUAAUUGCAGCCGCUGCGACCGUGACCUUGGCACUGCUAAUGAGAGCAAGUAGUGCGCGAGAGAUACCGAUUUAUCGAGUUCUCCGCGUAGUACGUGAUCGGAGAUAGCCGAUGACGGUCGUUGCACUCGCUAGCUUGGACUUUUAUACUACUUUUCUCGAGCCUCUAUUAUGGUUGUAAAUUGUUUUUGAUUUACGACGGCUCGCUGUGCAGUGCUGAGUUAUUCAAUGCGAUAAAUACGAGCUGCUCAAUAACGCCUUUCUCUCGUCGACUCUCGCCUACAAAUUUUAUACCCGUUGUUGGGCUCGCGUUGAUUGGAAAUUCUUAUUCAUAGAUGACCGCCGCGAUCGUGGGAAAAUUGAGUAACGGUGUCAUCGAGUGAACACUUUCAAACGAGUGUAAACCUUUUUCAUAUGCGCUCGACGAUCAUUUUUCAGCUGGCGAUAACAAAAACGACAAUACGGCUCAUCUUCCGGGAACAGCCGUAAACCCCCCCCGAAAAGCAAAAGUUUCUCCUAUAAGCGCACGCGCGCGUAAACGAAAGUCCCUGGGAAAAUAGAAAAAAAGCGCACGAGCUCCUCCUAAAAAGUGAAUUUUGUUCUCUACUUACGAAACGCCGGCGUGUAAUUGCCCGCGUUUCUCAGGGGCCAUUAGUCUGUAGCGAAGUGUCAUUUUUUUUUUCUCGUCAAAGAUCUCCGCAGCGGCUUUCCCCGCGCGUUUAUUAUCUAUACGUGCGCAGCGCCGAGCGCGUGCGUAUAGUGGACGUGAACUUGAAUCAGGUUGAGCCGCGAGUUGCUGUGCAGCAGAGCAGCGGGCAUAUCCCUACUCUUUUAUGGUCUUUCUCCGCAGCGGCGGCCAAUGUCCCGUACGCCGCGCGGAGUUUGAACAGGAGUAGGAUACGGCCUUCGGGAGAGGGAGAGAUGCUCGAGCUACGGGGGUAUAAAAUGGUAAUGCGCGAUAUUUGGAGGUCAGUCGGUGUUGGGAUAUAUUGCCGGCAGUUUGGAGCAGCGAGUUGUUGAGUUUUUCUCCAAAGUUCUGGAUGACAGUGUAGAGUGAAGGUGUAUUUUUUGGCAGUGAACGAGAGAGAAGUUUACUGGUAUACCGUCGUCAUGUUGCCUGUGAGUUUUUGCUCGUUUUUUAAUUGAGUUAUCGGACGCGCCGAGUGAAUUUGAAUAUCUUGAGUAGAUCGAGUCACGCUCGGUGGGACGCGAGAAAUACAGUUUUUUUUUAGAUCUGAGUUAAGGCGCUUUGGUAAUUAAGACCGGAAAGCCGAAGUAGUAACGUUUUCGCACUAUUUUUUCAAACUAUAAAUGACUCAAUUCAUAAAAUGAAAUUCUAUAAUUUUAGUAUUGAUUUAAAUAUUAUACUAACAUGCGUAACUCAUUGGUGCAUGAAAUGUUUCCAGAUCACUUUCGCGGCCCUUUGCGUGGCCGUAAUAUCAGCCGAGUCUUCAUCAGUCAGCAGUUACUCCGCGAGUCCGAGUAACGCGCGAGACUACGAGUACAGCGGAGCGAGCUAUCACGCCGGCGGUAACAAUAAGCCAGCGCAGUAUGCCGCCGAGGCUUACAUCACCACCGGAGGCGGCUCGGCCUAUGCCAAGAGCGACUCGCGCUACUCCGUCGAGUCGUCCAGCAGCGACAGUAACGAUCCACGGGCCAGUGCAACAAGCAGCUUCUACAAGACCAAGUACGGCAACGAAGCGGUGAUCAACUCGCUGCGCCCGACGGCCUUCCACGCGUCCUCCUCUUCCUCGUCCAAUUCCCCGUCGUCCUCGUCGUCCUCGUCCUCCGGCUCCUCCGACCAGUUGAACCCGAGCCACUACGGCAGUUCGGACUACAGCUCCGGAUCCUCUCGCCCCUCGUCCUCCUCCUCGUCCUCGGGUCAGUCCCAGUACGAGGGCGCCUCGAGCUCGGCCGCAGCCGCCGACUACACCGCCAUGGCCUACGGCGAGCGCAGUCCAUCGGAGCACCAUCACCCGCACCACCACUCCCACAUCUCGGGUCCGGUUUACAGCAGUGCCGCUGCCGCCGAGCUGGCCGCCGGAGUCUCGACCGGACCGAGCGGACCGACGGUCUACACCAGGGAGUACUCCGGCAGCUCCGGGCUCGGCGAGUACGCCCACCAGGGCAGACCCACGAGCUACAGCCACGGAGGCCCGUCAUCCCUCUCCGCGAGCGAGUACCCGUCCCCCCAGCACGCUCACCCCCAGUACCACCACCAUCACCACCAGCCCCAGCACGCGGCCUACACGAGCGACGAGUACCCGUCCCAGCCGAUGCACUCGGCCCCUGCUCACCCCUACAAGAGCUACGUGAUGAGCAGCCCCUCCUCCUACCCUCCCAAGUACCAGUCGGUCUUCGGCGCCCUGAAGAGCUUCUUUGGCGGCGGUUCCGACGCGGCGCCCAGCGCCACCCACGCGUCCUCCUACCCGUCAGGCCCCAGCUACUACUCCUCGCCCAGCAUGAUGCACGCUGCCGCUGCUCACCAUCACCCGGCGCCUAGCCCCUACUCCGGGAUGCCGUCGUCCGCGGCAAUGAGCUCCGGCGGACCCGGUUACUACUUCGGACCUGGACCCUCCGCGUCCAACUCGAUCUACUCCAAGAGCUAUCCAUCGAUGCGCUUCGUCUCGGGCUACGGUAGCGGUGCAGGUGUCGGUAGCAGCCCCGGCAGCAAGAUCAUCGUCGUCAGGGACAGCUCGGGUGCCCUUCACGGUCCGGGGUAUCCGUCCACGAGUGCUCUCAUCGGCUCACCCUCGAGCUACAUGACCAAGAGCAAACUUUCGGCGUUCGCCCCAGCCGGACCAGGACACGCUUACAUCUCGUCCGUAUCGCCGAGCUCUCUGCAGGCCUACGCCAGCGGACCUCCCAGCAGCUCGUAUCCCGGCUACUCGAGCAGCCCCAGUUUUUCAUCGAGCGGACACGGCGGCAGUACCUUCCUUGGCUACUCGGCAUAAAAACUUAUACAGUCUAGUUUUGUGUGGAAAUAUUUGAAUGAGAAAUGCACCGCGGCGCAUUUUCAACUGCUGAGUAUUUUUAUCUGUAAAUUAUUGACGUUAUCACAUUGUAGUCGAUUGUCUCUACGCAUUUGAAAACAAAUUAUUUUUAUCGUUCGAAGGCGUACAAUACGAGUGCACGCGGUAUUUGUUGUGUUCUAAUAAUUAUUAACGCUAUCGAUCGAAUGAGUUAUAAUUUAUACGAUAUCGCAACGCUGACGAAACUGGAGUCGAGAUAGUUAUGGCAGAGGUACGAGUAAACUUCUAGAGACUUUCAACCGUGUCCUACAUGUUUGUUCAGUUUAAACUAUUUUGAAAAUUUUAACACGAAAGCAUGAAAAUCGUUACGAUUCAUGGAUUUAUACAAUAAGGCUAAGAGUUAAAACUGAAAAGUACCUGACUACCGGGAAAGAGAAAUUUUCCAAAUGAGGGCCGAUGAAAAAUCCAAGAUACACACUUAAAUUCAUCUUAUGAAUUAUGAUGUUUACCGUUCAUCGGUAACGCAAACAAAAUAAUGAGAUACAAAUCAAUGUCAUUGUACAAUCCGUGGUGUUUUAUUCAAGUUUGUAAGAAAAUCGACAUUUUAUAUAUUAUAUAUCUUAAUGUUUAACGACGAGAGCGAAUGUUAUCUUAUAUAAACGUGUGCUGCGGUUGCGAUUGUGAAUAUUUAUUAAACUGUACUCGUAAUGCGUAUGUAAAUGUAACUAUGUACUUCUAUAGGAGCUUAGUUUUGUACUGACUUUGUUAAUAAAAAAAAAUUGUUGCGUUUACAGAAAA
Molecule: messenger RNA, 5197 nt
Organism: Nasonia vitripennis (jewel wasp)
Lineage: Eukaryota; Metazoa; Arthropoda; Insecta; Hymenoptera; Pteromalidae
Exons: 6
Coding region: 2756-4381 (541 amino acids)
Source: RefSeq, a predicted model, not a curated record